CCCCCAUCCUCAGGGUAUUUAUUAAUAUCCCCAUUUCCCAUCAUUCGAAUUAUCUCUCACAAAGCAAUCAAUCAUCAAUGGCGUCAGCAAAAGCAGCAAUUACUAAAAAGGCUCCCACUGCAAAGAAACCAAGAUCUCAUCCUCCUUAUGCUGAGAUGGUGAAGGAAGCGAUUGUGGCGUUGAAGGAGAAGACCGGUUCUAGCCAGUACGCAAUCGCCAAACACAUCGAGGAUAACCAAAAAGAUUUACCCGCGAAUUUCAAAAAGCUCUUGCUCCUUCAGUUGAAGAAACUUGUUGCUGCCGGUAAACUUACCAAAGUUAAAAACUCCUUCAAGCUUCAGAAACCGGCCGAUCAGAAGAAACCUCUGGCGGUUAAAGCUAAAUCUGGUGCUCAAGUGAAGGUGAAGACGCCGGUUAAAGCAAAAAAAGUAGCUGCACCGGCGAAAAAGGUGGUUAAAGCUAAAUCCGGUGGUCAAGUGAAGGCAAAGGGGAAGGCGAAGACGCCGGUUAAAGCAAAAAAAGUAGCUGUACCGGCGAAAAAGGUUAAGAGUAUUAAGUCGCCGGCGAAGAAGAAGUCUAAGAAGUGAGGGUUGUAGUGAUAGGGAUAAGUGUGUAAAUUUGUACAAGUAAGGCUUGCGUGUGCUUAGGUUUUCAUAUGCGUAUUGUUAAAGUUUUUAUGUUUCAACCGCUUUUUUUUGCCGAUUUAAAA
Molecule: messenger RNA, 709 nt
Organism: Helianthus annuus (common sunflower)
Lineage: Eukaryota; Viridiplantae; Streptophyta; Magnoliopsida; Asterales; Asteraceae
Product: histone H1
Exons: 2
Coding region: 78-587 (169 amino acids)
Biological process (GO): nucleosome assembly; chromosome condensation; negative regulation of DNA recombination
Cellular component (GO): nucleosome; nucleus
Molecular function (GO): structural constituent of chromatin; nucleosomal DNA binding; double-stranded DNA binding
Source: RefSeq, a predicted model, not a curated record